AUGUUAGGAGCAAGUAGUAGUGAAGAAGAAGACGACGAUUUUCAGGAGGAUCAUGAUUCGCUACCAAUUGCACAGGUCAAAAAGCGAUCACUGCUCUCCGGGGCGAUGACACCAAGGAGCAGCUCACCGGCUCCGUCGGACUCGGUUUCACAGACAAAUUCGUUGAAAAGAAACAAUUCGAGUUCACAGGGAAGAAGGAAAGAUUCAGUGCAAAGUCAGACACCUGCUAGAUCGGCGAGAAUAAUGUCGAAUGUUUCAAAGCCGAUAAUGCAAAAUUCACAAGAAUUCGAUGGAGAUGAGGAAGAAGGGGAAGAAGGUUCAACUACAGUAGUCGGUAGUGGAGAUGAAUGUGGUGGUCCUGCUUUGAGCAAAGAAGAGCAGGAAAGAAUGAAAGCCGAACGAGAGGAAGAAGAUCAUAAGAAGAAUCUUCAAAUGUACAUGUUUCUAGCCAGAUGCAUAGCAUAUCCAUUCAAUGGACAGCAGACUGGUGACAUGGCUCGUCGACAAAUGAAAGUGAAUAAACAGGAAUUGGCUAGAAUUCGAGAACGAUUCACUCUUUUUCUUAAAGGAGAAACAAAUAUUGCUGCUGAUGAAGCAUUCACUAAAGCGAUUCAAAGUUAUUUCGAAGUAUUUCUGAAAUCUGAAAGAGUUCAGAAAGUUGUUCACGCCGGCGGAUUUUCACAACAUGAUUUUCGAGAAGUUUUUCGAUUAAAUAUUGAGAAAAGGGUUCGAAGUCUUCCUGAUAUUGAAGGAUUAUCAAAGGAUACUGUAUUGAAUUCUUGGUUAGCAAAAUUCGAUGCAAUUAUUAAAGGAGAUGAGACUGAUCAGAAUAGGAAUGCUCGAGGCCGCUCUCGAAAUCCGCAGAAUGCGAUGAGCGCUGACGCAGUACUAGGCAAAGAGCAACUCUACGACGUUUUUCAACAAAUUCUUGGUGUGAAGAAAUUCGAGCAUCAAAUCAUAUUCAACGCACUUCAGUUGGAUAAUCCAGAUGAGCAGGCGGCAGCAAUCCGGAGAGAGUUUGCGACAAGAGAAGAAGCUUUGAAGGAUCCUAUCAAGAUGAAGCGUCUUACUCCAAAAUUUGUGGUAAAAGACAUGGAAACCCUGUACAUGGACGAAGUUCGAAUGUCGAUAAACACUUUAAUAGGAAAUUUGGAAACAGUUCCAGUGACAACACGAGGGGCAACUGUCGGAAAACGAAAAGACAAGAGUCGAUCCCGCAGUAUAGAGGAUUUGUCGCUCUUCAACAGCCUUAAACGAAGGACAAGCUCCGGGAGUCUCAACAAAGGAGAUAGUGAAGAUGGUGACGUCACACUGACAAAGUCUGAUGUCUCAUUGGCUUUGAGUAUGGAGGUUGUCGUGAUGGAAGUGCAGGGUCUAAAAUCCGUGCAACCCAGUAAAAUAGUGUAUUGCACGAUGGAAGUAGACGGUCACAAGCUGCAGACAGAUCAUGCGGAGGCUUCCAAACCAAAAUGGGAUACACAAGGAGACUUUUCGACGAAAAAUCCAUUGCCCGUGGUGAAAGUGAAAUUGUAUACAGAAGUGAAGAGUAUGAUAGCAUUUGAGGAUAAAGAAUUAGGAAAAGUAAUAAUCCAGCCGACGCCAAACUGUGCGCGAAGUCCAGAAUGGUACACCAUGACAUUACCAAAAAGUAGUCAGGAUCAGAAUUUAAAGAUUAGGAUAGCAAUUCGAGUAGAAAAACCGCCGAAUUUAAAGUAUUGCGGUUAUUGUUAUUGUAUCGGGCGAAACGCGUGGAAGAAGUGGAAGAAGCGAUUCUUUUGUCUUGUUCAAGUAUCUCAGUACGCAUUUGCUGUAUGUAGUUUUCGACAAAAGAAGGCCGAUCCCACGGAAUUCAUUCAAUUAGACGGGUUUACGAUCGAUUAUAUGCCGGAGUCGGAUCCAGAACUCUCUGCGCAAGGAGGAAAACACUUCUUCACUGCCAUCAAAGAAGGAGACGAGCUGAAAUUUGCGACUGAUGACGAAAAUGAGCGACAUCUAUGGGUCCAGGCUCUGUACCGAGCCACAGGUCAAGCCUAUAAACCUGUGCCUCCAAAGCAGUCAACAAUUGCUCCAAAGGCUCAAGGUUUCCAGGAUAAAGCCAGCAAACAUGGAAUGGAUGCAAUGAUUCAGGCUGAUUCGAUUAAUUUCGAUCAUGACCAUUUUUAUUCCGAUGUUCAACGAUUAACUCUGGAUUUUCGGAUCAACGAGCCGAUUUGUUCAUUGGGUUGGUUCUCACCUGGUCAAGCAUUUGUUCUGGAAGAAUACUCUGCUCGAUAUAUGGUUCGUGGAUGCUUCCGCCACGUAACCCUCUUAUCAAAUCUUUUGGAUAAAGCUGACGAUGGAUUGCUCAUUGAUCCAGCUCUAAUUCAUUACUCUUUCGCUUUUUGUGCAUCUCAUGUCCAUGGAAAUAGGUGUAUGCCUGAUCGACAAGGACCUGAAGGAGUUGGUACAGUAACUCUGGAGGAGAAGGAAAAGUUCCAGGAAAUCAAGGAACGAUUGAGAGUACUUCUAGAGAAGCAAAUCACGAAUUUCCGUUAUUGUUUCCCAUUUGGAAGACCUGAAGGCGCACUUAAAGGGACAUUAGGUCUAUUGGAAAGAGUUUUGAUGAAGGAUGUUGUGUCGCCAGUUCCACCGGAAGAAGUUCGAGCAGUUAUUAGAAAAUGUUUGGAGGAUGCUGCAUUGGUUAAUUACACAAGGAUUUGCAAUGAAGCAAAGAUUGAACAACGAAUGGGUAUUGAUGUUAGUCCGGCUCAACGAAUCGAGGACAUGAUCCGCGUGACGGAAUUCUGCAUUGAUCUGCUCAAGGAGAACGAGGAGCAUCAUGGAGAGGCUUUCGCGUGGUUUUCCGACCUUCUUUCCGACCAUUCCGAGAUCUUUUGGUCAUUGUAUUCAGUCGACUUGGACUCGGCACUGGAAGUUCAACCACACGAUAGUUGGGAUUCUUUCCCUCUUUUCCAGAUGCUCAACGACUUUUUGCUGUCUGAAUCAAGCCUGAAAGGAGGUAUAUUCCACAACAAAAUCGUUCAACAAUUCCAACCUCUCGUUGUACGAUACAUUGACCUCAUGGAGCACUCGAUUGCUCAGGCGAUUGACAAAGGAUUUUCCAAGGAAAAAUGGGAAUCAAGAAAAGAAGGAUGUGCAACUUCGGAAGAUAUUUACUGGAAGCUCGACGCUCUUCACACAUUUGUCAUCGAUCUGAACUGGCCUGAAGAGGAUUUCAGAAAAUAUUUGCAGACGAAAAUGAAAAGUCUAACUUCUGAUAUGAUAUCCAAGGUUUCCGAUUGCACCUUCACCGCAUUCGACAGUUGGAUGCAACGAGCCAAAAAGUCCACCGAUUACAUGCUUCCAUCAGAAGUUUGCGUGCAAAUCAACGUAAUGUUCAGCUCAAAGAGCCGUGCUGUUCGAGUCACUGUUGAUUCUGGAGAAUACAAAUAUCAGUCAAAACUCGACGAAACUCUGGAGACAAUGCUCAAAACUAUGGAAUCAUGUAUUCAAGAGAAACUUCACGGAGUUCUUGAAUCAGUGCUCUCACGUCUUGCUCGAUACGACGAGGGAAAUCCGAUUGGAGCAAUUUUGAAUAUUGCCCCAAAGCCUGCAUCGAUUUUCAACAAAUUGAAGACAAUGGCCGGAGACACCUCGGCUCAGGCAACGACGACAGCGCGUCAACCUCUGACUGCUCAACAAUCAUCAGGGCAAAUCGGAAAUUCAUAUGUUACAUUUUUCCACGGAUGCACUGAACUUCUUCGACAAGUUAUUAUCGAUGAAAUUUGGGUUAAUGGGCUCUUCGAGCAUUGGUACGACAACCAAAUGAAAUCAAUCAAUGAAUGGUUGACAGAACGUCUUCAACAAUCGUUGAGUGCAACUCAAUACAUUUCCCUUUCGACAAUUGUAAAAAAAGUGUAUCAAGACUUUUCACUGCAAGGAAUCGAUGAAGAACGACUGAAUAGUAAGACUUAUCAGUCAAUCAGUCGACGAUUACAGCUUGAAGAGUCAAAUUCUCAUAUUCAAGAAGCCGCCAUCAAUGGAUCAGCUCAAGGUUCGGUGUUUCCCACGUCGUUGGGGAACGCGACAGCAGCCGUAUCCAACAUGUCAAGUAUGGUCGAAGGAGCCGGUGCAAAGAUGUUCUCGCUUUUUAAAUAGAUUUUUUCUAAUAUUUUUCUUUAAGCGGUGUUUUCUCACGGGAUUUAUUUGAAAUAGACCAUUUCGAACAGAAAUGCCAAGAAGUGGGAGGAGAUUAAGGCUCCUCCCAGUUCUUGGUGAUUAGUAAACAGAGUCGUGCCCUCAGAAUAAUGCCGUUUUUAUUUUAAAGUUAUAGUUUCAUAUUUUUAUAAUUAUUCAAAUUUAAAAACGCUUUCAAUUAUACGAGUUUCAUUUAGUUUAUGGAAAGAUUUUUAAUCGACCGUAUUUUCUCAACUUUGCCAGCUCAUAUCUCAGCUAUCUUUGGUUGUAUUAAAACAAUUUCAACUGGAAACGUGUUCCUUAUUUAUUUUUCUAUAAAUGCAUAGUUUAAAAUUGUUUGAUAUCUCCAACAUGAGCCGAGAUAUUAGUCACCAAAUUAGAGGAGAUACGAAACUUUUUUUUUUAAUUCAAACUUCUAUCGCUUCUACGUUUAGCUUUUUUCUUCAAAUUUUUUUAAAAUUUUAAUCUGGUGAAUCAAAGAUCAAAUGUUAAUUUCCCUUUGCGUCUUUCGUCUCAUUUUUUGUCACCAAAAGACCUCUUUCGCCUCCCAGUUGUUCCAAUUUUGUCCCCCGUUUCCACGCCCACUCAAUUUUACCGGUAAUUAUUUUUUUUUCUCGGCAGAAUUUUAACUGUAAUAGCUUUAAUUUAUUUUAUUAUAUCAUUUGCAAAUUUCACUUAUAAUCAGCUUUUCAUUGUCUUUGGAGCUUUUUUUGAAGCUCUCCCCUCAAAAUACUUGUACCCUUUUUGGUGGUCCUAAUUUAUUACAGAUUUUAUUAUUUUAUAUGAAGCUUUUUCAUGGGAA
Caenorhabditis elegans is the source of this 4978-nucleotide messenger RNA. It is a transcript of the gene unc-31, whose product is annotated as Calcium-dependent secretion activator. The record is from RefSeq and is marked reviewed. The transcript is spliced from 20 exons. The coding region runs from base 1 to 4137 and encodes 1378 amino acids. Gene Ontology annotation, biological process: synaptic vesicle exocytosis; dense core granule exocytosis. Lineage: Eukaryota; Metazoa; Nematoda; Chromadorea; Rhabditida; Rhabditidae. Gene Ontology annotation, cellular component: cytoplasmic vesicle membrane; presynapse; synapse.